This is a messenger RNA of Clupea harengus (Atlantic herring), 2357 nucleotides long. RefSeq names its product SRY-box transcription factor 17 (gene sox17). Gene Ontology annotation, molecular function: RNA polymerase II cis-regulatory region sequence-specific DNA binding; DNA-binding transcription activator activity, RNA polymerase II-specific. Gene Ontology annotation, biological process: cell differentiation; positive regulation of transcription by RNA polymerase II. NCBI's taxonomy places the organism in Eukaryota, Metazoa, Chordata, Actinopteri, Clupeiformes, Clupeidae. The record is from RefSeq and is a predicted model, not a curated record. Gene Ontology annotation, cellular component: nucleus.
UCAGUGUCAGCUUGACAAAAACUGAUGAUGAGCGCAGACGUAGGCAGUGAUUUGGUUUGGUUUUUGGUUCGUGGCCAAAUGCAUUAAUUCUGCUAGACUGGUGAUUGGGAGCAUGAUCAAUUUGCGUUUACUGUGCAGGGUCAAUUUGUGUUAAUCCGCCAAGAACGCGCUAGCUGUAGUGAAAAGCGGCUCCGAACACGGCGCGCGCGAGCGGGCGGAGAAGUGAAGUUUUACACCUCGAUCGGACCGAGCCCUCCCACGCACGCAAUGAUUGGUCACGGCUCCAUUUAUAGUAUCUGAACGCCUCCACUUCUCAUUCAGACCACACUCUUACAAAGCCAUACGCUCACCGACUGCAGGCUACUCUAACAAACUCAAAGUCACAGCAGACUAUCAUCUUCGGUCGGCUUUUAAAUAGUCCUUUACGGCGUUAUCUCUUCAUUUUAAUGUUCGCAUCUGUCUGCUGUCUUUAACCCGACAGCGUUCGCGCGAGGGAACUGCUACCCGGUGCUUGUCGGUAUCGGUGGUCAAGUGGAGAUGAGCAGCCCUGAUGCGGGAUACGCCAGCGACGACCAGACCCAGGCCCGGGGUGCGAACGCAGUCAUGAUGCCCGUUAUGGGUCACUGUGCGUGGGCAGCAGACCCGCUCAGUCCGCGCACAGACACCAAAGGCAAAGGUGAGUCGUGCGCAGGAGCUACAGGUCGCGGGAAGACUGAACCCCGGAUCCGUAGACCGAUGAACGCGUUUAUGGUUUGGGCGAAGGACGAGCGCAAAAGGCUUGCACAACAGAACCCGGACCUUCACAAUGCGGAGCUCAGUAAAAUGCUUGGGAAAUCCUGGAAGUCUCUGGCGGUGCCGGAGAAGCGUCCCUUCGUGGAGGAGGCGGAGCGUCUGCGAGUGCAGCACAUGCACGACCACCCCAACUACAAGUACCGCCCGCGCCGCCGCAAGCAGGUCAAGCGCAUCAAGCGUCUGGACAACAACUUCUUGUUGCCGACCGGCGCUUCGGACCCCCAGGCCUCGUCUAUGGGCCUGGAGGGGCUGGGGCUUGGCUACCACCACCACCACCCCCACCACCACGAGCACGCCGGCUACCCUCUGUCUGCACCACCUGCUGGGCUGGCACAGUACUCUGAGUCCCAGGCUCUCCUGGGGCCUGCUGCCUUUGAGGCCUACAGCAUGCCCACACCAGAGUCGUCUCCGCUGGACGGCGUGGAGAGCGAGGGCAUGUUUCUCCACAGCCAGCAGGACGAGUGUUCCCCACUGCCCAGUUACCACGGCUACCAGGUGUCCCUCUCCGACUACACACCAGUCCCACAACAUCAGCAAGUUCACCUUACUAGCCCCCACUCACACCAACAUGGCAACACACACACUCAACAUCAGCAGCACAGCAGCACGCACACACACCAACACAGCGGCACGCACACACACCAACACAGCGGCACGCACUCACAGCAACAGCAACAGCUACGCCACAGCCCGCACGCUCAGCAUCAACAAGGCAACAUGCACGGGCUCCAGCAGAGCAGUACCCUGCCCCUCCAGCAUGGCGGCCCCCACGCGCACAGCCCCCUCUCCCACCCCGGCUCCAUGUUCCACAGGCACCUGGGCCCCCCCUCUGAGACGGUGCUGCCGAGCUACAUGGCCUGCCCCGCGUCUCUGGGAGUCUUCUACGGCGGAGGAGCCAAGCGCCCCGGGGGGCAGCAGGGACAGCUCUCCCCACCUUCAGACGGCUCUGGCGGGGCAGCCGGCUCGGCCGAGCUCCUGGGAGAUGUGGACAGCAGCGAGUUUGAGCAGUACCUCCCCUACGGGGCCCCCGACGGCAACCCGCAGGGGACCGAGGGCCUGAUAUCAACCGUGCUGUCGGAUGCCUCCACAGCCGUCUACUACUGCAACUACAGCAGCGCCUGAAGGGUUAGGGUUAGGGUUAGAGGACACAGGCCGAGACCAGAGCACUCACUCAUGGCUGUGCCACGCACCUCUUGUCACCUGUGCCACGCACCUCUUGUCACCUGUGCACCCUGGCUGUGCCACACACCUCGUCACCUGUGCACCCAGAGCGCUCUGGCUAUGCCACGCACCUAGAGAUCCCUCUGUAUCUCUCUCUCUCACAUUUGUCAUUUCAUGAGAUGAGGGAGUGCAUCUAAUACAAAUGUGUUCAAUAAACAAACCCAGCAUAGUAGGAAUAAUGUUUUAUGUUUUGUAUUUAAAAUUAAAUUGAUGGAAAAAAUGUUGAUUUUUUUUUUAUAAUGGAAAUAAAGUGUGUAACAAUUACUUUAAGUAACUUUUGUAAAAACAACUUUUAUUAUUAAUGCCUUUAUAUUUUUGCACUUUUGGAAAAUAAAGGAAAAUAA